GAAAGCAGCCCUGACACCACUUCUCUGCCCAACCUAAAAUUUUGACAGUGCUCUGACAGUCUGCAGCCAUGUCGGGGAAAGGAGCAAAGGGCCUGUCCGGCAAGGGCGCCAAGGGCACCAUGGGUGACAAGAAGGGAGACAAGAAGAAGCCUGUCUCUCGGUCAGCUCGCGCCGGGCUGCAGUUCCCAGUGGGUCGUAUUCACAGGUUGCUCAAGGGACGUGUGACAGCCAACGGACGCGUUGGAGCCACUGCCGCUGUUUACACAGCUGCAAUUCUCGAGUACCUCACAGCAGAGGUGCUGGAGCUUGCCGGGAACGCCUCAAAGGACUUGAAGGUGAAACGUAUCACUCCCCGUCACUUGCAACUUGCCAUCCGUGGUGACGAAGAGCUGGACACCCUCAUCAAGGCGACCAUUGCUGGCGGUGGUGUCAUCCCUCACAUCCACAAGUCCCUGAUCAACAAGGCUACCAAGAAGGAGUAAAGCAGCUAGCCAGACACGCAUUCACGCUUGUUCAUGCUCGACUUCGAACGGUCUGAUUGCACCAGACAAGAGUGGCAGGUUUUGCCCUGACAAGUUGGACAGCAACAACAUUGUACCUGGCAGCCAGCGCAACAGUCAGGAGACCUUGCUUUGCCGUGCUGUAUAUUGACAUGCUCAAACUCAAUCACUGAAGGACUUCACUGGGCAACUAUUUGCCUGGCCAGAACACCCAGUGACUGGAACAACCCUCACAUGCUGGGAUAUCUUAAGGAAAAGGCGGCCUGCUGUGAGGCCCUAGCCUUCGCUGAGAACAUUGGAGGUACCCAUGACAGUCAUGUUGGCGUCGGUUGAGCUACUGUGAUAAUUUAGUGUAUGUCUUGACUUUGUCACCCAAUCCCUGAAGCUUCACUGAUGGGAUAGCAAAAGAAGGGUUGCGAAUCUACUGGUACUGGUAAUUCUGAUAGCGCAACAC
Messenger RNA from Coccomyxa subellipsoidea C-169, 954 nucleotides. RefSeq names its product histone 2A variant. Gene Ontology annotation, molecular function: protein heterodimerization activity; DNA binding; structural constituent of chromatin. Bases 69 to 482 code for a protein of 137 amino acids. The transcript is spliced from 5 exons. Gene Ontology annotation, cellular component: nucleosome. The record is from RefSeq and is a predicted model, not a curated record. NCBI's taxonomy places the organism in Eukaryota, Viridiplantae, Chlorophyta, Trebouxiophyceae, Coccomyxaceae.